This is a messenger RNA of Egretta garzetta (little egret), 871 nucleotides long. Its product is annotated as leucine-rich repeat and coiled-coil domain-containing protein 1-like. The transcript is spliced from 3 exons. Bases 389 to 871 code for a protein of 160 amino acids. Lineage: Eukaryota; Metazoa; Chordata; Aves; Pelecaniformes; Ardeidae. The record is from RefSeq and is a predicted model, not a curated record.
CCAAACUGCAGGGUGUUCUUAUCAAGAACUGUCCUUCGUAAGGAGACUCUUCCUGCGUCAGUUAGUUCGCACAAUAGUUAGCAAAACAUUUGAGCACUAUCUAUUAAUUUGAUUCUCUGGGCUAUGCAGCAAUCUAGACAAUUAUUGCGCAGCAUCUUAUCUACUAAGAUUCCCUUAACCCCUUCUCUCAGUUAUUUCUUUGGGUGUUUUAACAGUAGUCAACACACUUUUCCUCGUUCCAGGGCCAUUGUCAUAGAAGACUGAAAUCUGUCUGUGAAACUAAGGAAUUUAUCCCAUUUAUUAUGUAAUUUAUUAUAAUUUUUUAAGAAACACCAAGGAAAUGAAUUGAAACAGCAUUGUGAGAUACUGCAGUUCUUGUCUCAAAUAUAUGUUUGGUAACUUCAGGAAAGAACUUGAAACCCGAGUUGCUUUAAAUGGACCUGAAUUUCAAGAUGCUUUGUCAAAAGAAGUGGCUAAAGAGGAGCAGAGGCAUGAGCAGCGUGUUAAAGAAUUUCAGGAGAAAAUUAAUAUGUUAAACCAGAAGUACAAAGAGUUAGAAGAUGAAUUUCGUUUAGCUUUAACUAUUGAAGCAAAAAGGUAUAAAGAGGUCAAAGAGGAUUUUGACCAUGUUGCUGCUGAUCUCGUUGAACAUAAACAAGCUCUCUUUGAGUUUGAACAAAAGGAAAAAGAGAUGGCAAGUCUGAUCCAAGACAUGACAAGUAUAGUGGAAGAACAGAAAGCAAAGAUUUCAGAAUUAACAAAAUCAAAUGAAGAAGCUACAGCAAACCUAAAGCUUGACUGUAACCAGAGGUUCCACUGGGAGAGAUUCCUCUGGUCCCCAUCAAAUAUCCUCAUUAAUUUCUGCAAGUAA